This is a messenger RNA of Porites lobata, 1209 nucleotides long. The record is from the annotation of a GenBank genome assembly. Lineage: Eukaryota; Metazoa; Cnidaria; Anthozoa; Scleractinia; Poritidae.
AUGGCAGAUGAAGAUUUGUGCAUCGCGUGUACAUUGAUCGUGACUACUCGCCAGGAAGCCCUGCAGUGCGACGGCUGUCAAAAGUGGCAGCACCGAGUUUGCAACACGGGCAUAUCGCGUCCGGAGUACAGAAAUGCCGUCCGAGCUGGAACUGACAUUCCAUGGGAGUGUCAAACUUGUGUGGUAUCUCACAUGCCCAACUUCGAGAGCACCAGAUUUGAUGAAGGUAAGUCAGCUGUUAUAGUCUAUUCUUGAUAUGUUGGAUAACAUUCUUCUUAUAUUGAAGAAGCUAGUUAAAUAUCCGCUAGACCUCAGUUCUCAUCUUGACUUGUUUAAUCGACAGACUUUACCGCAUCACAAACUGUGUUGUCUGCCGAAUCCAUUGCAGAAGCCGCCGGACUGGAGGAGGAGAUGAAUUCCACCAUUUAUGACCCACCAAUGGUAAGUAUGGUUUAUAACUAUGAAUGGGAUCAAACAUCGGAGUACUAGCCACAUUAUUCACGAUAUAACUGAUUAUCUUUCUCUUUUUUCAGCAUUGGUCAAUCGAUAGCCAGUGGAUUCGCGAUUCGGUAACGAGUUCACCCGUUCGCGUUCACCUGUACAUCAACACACCAUGGUAAGUGUUCGACAAAUGACAGUUUAACAAUGUGUACCACACUUCUACGCAUGGUUAUAUAUAUAAUUAAUCGAAUUAAUAACUACGGGUUUAUUACGACUGAUCUAACUAGCCACUUAAUUUCUGUUUUCACUUAAGUCCUUAGGGCUUCAAUCUGAUCCGGAUCCAGCUGAAUCAUCAUUAGAAGAUCCUGAUCCGCAAACCCUGGAGAAUACGGCCGGUCAGUUCUCCCUUAUAUUUGAGCUUGUCGAGGAUUCCACCAAGAGAGGAAAAACAAAACUUGUGGACAACCACGGCUACACGUAUAAUGUUAAGAGACGUCGUGGGGAUAAUACAGACUGGCAGUGCACCGUCCGACCAAGGGUAUUUUGAUUUUUUUUUGGUUUCUUAAAGUCAUAGAAUAUGUCAAGUAUAAGAAAUAGAAUGGAAGGAAAUAGUAACAAGCACGACGAAUAUAAAAGCAGUUCUUGUGUACCUUAACAAAGCGGGGUCUAUUUGCUUUUCUUUGUCAGGUCGACCCGUGUAAGGCCACAGUAACACAAAGAGCCGACGGUGGAUUCGUCCCAGGUAAACAGCAGCACAACCACCACUAA